Molecule: messenger RNA, 4697 nt
Organism: Entelurus aequoreus (snake pipefish)
Lineage: Eukaryota; Metazoa; Chordata; Actinopteri; Syngnathiformes; Syngnathidae
Product: metabotropic glutamate receptor 4-like
Exons: 11
Coding region: 234-2987 (917 amino acids)
Biological process (GO): regulation of synaptic transmission, glutamatergic; G protein-coupled glutamate receptor signaling pathway
Cellular component (GO): membrane
Molecular function (GO): adenylate cyclase inhibiting G protein-coupled glutamate receptor activity
Source: RefSeq, a predicted model, not a curated record
AAGGAAUCGAAGGCAGAAGAAAAACACCGCUUAUCUUUCACCUUUGUUCUUGGCCCCAUGAAAGAUCUGCGCAGGUUGAAACAAGCCAAACGUUGGUGGAGAUGAUGGAGUGAGGGAGGAAGUGGAGACAUGAGAGGACGCCGUUCCUGUGCCAGCUGCUUGGAGAGCAAUUAACCCCGCGGCCAGCGUCAGCCGAGGACCGGCUUCUAUUCUGUGACGGGUUUGGCGCCAUCAUGUUUCAGAGCUCGCCUCGCAGGGCUCUUCUCCUGCUGCUGCUCCUCCACGGCUCCCUCGAGGCCUCUCAGGCCGCCAAAGCCAAAGGUCCGGGCCAUACGCACCUCAACUCCAUCCGCAUCGACGGCGACAUAUCCCUGGGCGGACUCUUCCCGGUGCACGCCAGGGGCCACGACGGCAAGCCCUGCGGCGAGCUGAAGAAGGAGAAGGGCAUCCACCGCCUGGAGGCCAUGCUCUUCGCCCUGGACCGCAUCAACAAUGACAACAACCUGCUGCCCAACAUCACGCUGGGGGCCCGGAUCCUGGACACCUGCUCCCGGGACACCCACGCUCUGGAGCAGUCGCUCACCUUCGUGCAGGCGCUGAUCGAGAAGGACGGCACCGACGUCAAGUGUCUGGGCGGCGGGGCGCCCAUCAUCACCAAACCGGAGCGGGUGGUGGGGGUGAUCGGAGCCUCUUCCAGCUCCGUGUCCAUCAUGGUGGCAAACAUACUGCGGCUGUUCAAGAUCCCGCAGGUGAGCUACGCCUCCACGGCCCCGGAGCUCAGCGACAACACCCGCUACGACUUCUUCUCCCGGGUGGUGCCCCCGGACACGUACCAGGCCCAGGCCAUGGUGGAUAUCGUCAAAGCCAUGAGGUGGAACUACGUCUCCACCGUGGCCUCCGAGGGCAACUACGGCGAGAGCGGUGUGGACGCCUUCAUCCAGAAGUCCCGCGAGGACGGGGGUGUGUGCAUCUCGCAGUCGGUGAAGAUCCCCCGCGAGCCCAAGCAGGGCGAGUUCGACAAGGUGAUCCGACGACUCAGCGAAAACCCCAACGCAAGAGUGGUCAUCAUUUUCGCCAACGAGGACGACAUCAGGCGGCUGCUGGACGCGGCUAAGAAGGCCAAUCAGACCGGUCAUUUCAUCUGGGUGGGUUCGGACAGCUGGGGCUCCAAGAUCUCACCCGUUCUGCACCAGGAAGAGAUGGCAGAAGGGGCGGUCACCAUCCUGCCCAAGCGUCUGUCCAUCAAAGGUUUUGACCGUUACUUCAUCAGUCGGACGCUGGAGAACAACCGGCGGAACAUUUGGUUCGCAGAGUUCUGGGAGAACAACUUCAGCUGCAAGCUGAGCCGUCACGCCUUGAAGAAAGGCUCCGGACUCAAGAAGUGCACAAAUCAGGAGCGCAUCAGCAAGGAUUCAAACUACGAGCAAGAGGGCAAAGUGCAGUUCGUCAUCGACGCCGUCUACGCCAUGGCUCACGCGCUACACAACAUGCACCAGGAGCUCUGCCCGGGCAAGGUGGGCCUGUGCGGCAAGAUGGACCCCAUCAACGGCACGCACCUGCUCAAGCACAUCCGCCGCCUCAACUUUAAAGGUAUUGCAGGAAACCCGGUGCUCUUCAACGAAAACGGCGAUGCCCCCGGUCGGUAUGAGAUCUACCAGUACCAGAUCCGGAACCAAACGGCGGAAUACAAAAUCAUUGGUCACUGGACGGAUCAACUUCAUCUAAAUGUUCGCUCGAUGCAGUGGCCCGGCAUGGUCCGCCAGAUCCCUUCGUCGAUCUGCAGCCAGCCCUGUCGGGCCGGCGAGCGCAAGAAGACGGUCAAGGGCAUCCCUUGCUGCUGGCACUGCGAGCGCUGCGACGGCUACCAGUACCAGGCGGACACGUUCACCUGCAAGAUGUGCCGCUUCGACCUGCGGCCCAACCAGAACCACACGGGCUGCGUUCCCAUCCCCAUCGUAAAGCUGGAGUGGAGCUCUCCGUGGGCGGUGAUCCCUGUGCUCAUCGCGGUGGUCGGCAUCAUGGCCACUCUCUUCGUGAUGGUCACCUUCGUCCGCUACAACGACACCCCCAUCGUGAAGGCGUCGGGGCGCGAGCUCAGCUACGUGCUGCUGACGGGGAUCUUUCUCUGCUACGCCACCACCUUCCUGAUGAUCUCCACCCCUGAUGUGGGGAUCUGCUCCCUGAGGCGGAUCUUUCUGGGCUUGGGUAUGAGCAUCAGCUACGCCGCCCUGCUCACCAAGACCAACCGCAUUUACCGCAUCUUCGACCAAGGCACCAUGUCUUUGAGCGCGCCCCGGUUCAUCUCCCCGGCGUCGCAGCUCAUCAUCACGUUCACCUUGGCCUCGGUGCAGCUGCUGGGCGUGUGCAUCUGGUUCGGCUUGGAUCCCUCCAAGGCCAUCAUCGAUUACGAGGAUCAGAGGACCUCUAAUCCGUCCAUGGCCCUUGGCGUGCUCAAGUGCGACAUCUCUGACCUCUCCCUCAUCUGCCUGCUGGGCUAUAGCAUGCUGCUAAUGGUCACCUGUACGGUCUACGCCAUUAAAACCAGAGGAGUACCAGAGACCUUCAAUGAGGCCAAACCCAUUGGUUUUACCAUGUACACCACCUGCAUCAUCUGGCUCGCCUUCAUCCCCAUCUUCUUCGGCACCUCGCAGUCAACAGAAAAGGGUGAGAUCCUCUCCAAGAUUUCCAUGAUGUACAUCCAGACCACCACGCUGACAAUCUCGGUCAGCCUGAGUGCCUCCGUGUCCCUGGGCCUGCUCUACAUGCCCAAGGUCUACGUGGUGCUCUUCCACCCGGAGCAGAAUGUGCUCAAGCGCACGCGCAGCCUGAAGGCCGUGGUCACGGCCGCCACCAUGUCCAACAAGUUCAGCCCCAAGGCCGGACUCAGACCCAACGGAGAGGCCAAGACCGAGCUGUGCGAAAGCUUGGAGACACAAAGUUUCUCCACCAAGCAGACGUACAUCAGCUACAGCAACCACACCAUCUAGCGGACACCUUCAGCUCCACCUUAUAUUCUCUUUACUUCAGGAUUUCUGCCUGAUCCACUUCAGGAGUGUUACACAAAACAAAAAAACAAAAACAAAAAUGCCAAAAAUGAACGUGGGGAUGAUGGGGAAUGUUCUCCAAAGGCGGCGAGGAGAAACCACGGGGAUGCACUCCAGGGGACGCAGAAAGGCUUGUAAGGAAUCGUCCUCCGGAGGAAAAAAAACACUGCAUGACAGAGGAGGUUUUUUUUCUUAAUGUGUCAUGUGGAUCAGAGAUCUAACAUACGUGGAGGUGUUGUCCAUGUCGUCUUUUGCAUCACCAACACCCGAGAAGUCCACACCAAAAAGACUUAGGGAGGGGGUAUAAAUCCAAACAAAAAAAGAUGGCUCCCUGUGUCUUGAACCAGUCUAUGAUAGACCGACCAGCUUUGGUUUGGUUCUGGACUGCCGGUCAGAUGCUACAUUUUUGUGCAUGAUCACGUGUUGUUGUUGUUGACAAAACAAAAAAAGAAAAAUAUCUAUAUUUGGAAUGCAUUUAACCUGUUUGGGCCUCUUGUGCGUUUCUUCGAAUGGUGACGAUGUAGUGACGUGUUGCCAGCCACCCCCCCAUAGAGGGCGCCACUGCCAUCAAGCCCACAUUGUUGGGGCCCACCUACCUUCAUCCCCCACCGUGGCCUGGAUGUAGAGCCUCCCGUCCCCUGCCAGCAGCCAUUCCCCCCGGACACACCCCGGAGGAUUUAGGAGGACAUACGCCCUUGGGAGCCAUACCCCCUGAAGGUGAUAUCUAUAUAUCUCUCAUCCCUUAGAGCGAUCAUUACUCGGGCAGGCUCCGUGUCCUUCCCCGGCGUGAUAAUGGUAAGGCUUUGUAAGAUAUAUUUACAAAAGCCAAAAGCAGUGAAGUUGUCACGUUGUGUAAAUGGUAAAUAAUCCUGUUCAACUUAUAUUCAAUUGAAUAGACAGCAAGGACAAGAUAUUUAACGUUCCAACUGGAAAACUUUAUUUUUUGCAAAUAUUAGCUCAUUUGGAAUUUGAUGCCUGCAACAUGUUUCAAAAAAGCUGGCACAUCUGUGAAGGCACCAUUAAUGCUGAAAGGUACAAACCCUGUUUCCAUAUGAGUUGGGAAUUUGUGUUAGAUGUAAAUAUAAACGGAAUACAAUGAUUUGCAAAUCAUUUUCAACCCAUAUUCAGUUGAAUAUGCUACAAAGACAACAUAUUUGACGUUCAAACUGAUAAACUUUUUUUUUUGGCAAAUAAUCAUUAACUUUAGAAUUUGAUGCCAGCAACACGUGACAAAGAAGUUGGGAAAGGUGGCAAUAAAUACUGAUAAAGUUGAGGAAUGCUCAUCAAAGACUUAUUUGGAACAUCCCACAGGUGAACAGGCAAAUUGGGAACAGGUGGGUGCCAUGAUUGGGUAUAAAAGUAGAUUCCAUGAAAUGCUCAGUCAUUCACAAACAAAGAUGGGGCGAGGGUCACCACUUUGUCAACAAAUGCCUGAGCAAAUUGUUGAACAGUUUAAGAAAAACCUUUCUCAACCAGGUAUUGCAAGGAAUUUAGGGAUUUCCCCAGCUACGCUCCGUAAUAUCAUCAAAGGGUUCAGACAAUCUGGAGAAAUCACUGCACGUAAGCAGCUAAGCCCGUGACCUUCCAUCCCUCAGGCUGUACUGCAUCAACAAGCGACAUCAGUGUGUAAAGGAUAUCACCACAUGGGCUCAG